Molecule: messenger RNA, 2585 nt
Organism: Daphnia magna
Lineage: Eukaryota; Metazoa; Arthropoda; Branchiopoda; Diplostraca; Daphniidae
Gene: opa
Product: zinc finger protein ZIC 1
Exons: 2
Coding region: 103-1998 (631 amino acids)
Biological process (GO): central nervous system development; regulation of transcription by RNA polymerase II
Cellular component (GO): nucleus
Molecular function (GO): RNA polymerase II cis-regulatory region sequence-specific DNA binding; DNA-binding transcription factor activity, RNA polymerase II-specific
Source: RefSeq, a predicted model, not a curated record
AGAGAAGAUACCCAGCAGCGAUAGCUGAAAGACAGACUAGACCAAGAGGGUGAGUCCUGCUGCGCAGGGCAUUAUUCGAGUGUUGGGUGUCCUAGCGCGAGCAUGACUGCUGCCUUGAGCGCCUCUGUGAUGGAUCACGGUUUCCACAAGCGGAACCAAAGCUUCUUGGUCGGACAUCAUCACCAUCAUCCUGUUGUUCACCAUCCGCAUCAUCAUCACCAUCACCAGAACUUUAACGGUGUAACCAGUUUCAAUUUCAGUUCAGUGCCCGUCCAUUCACAAUUAGCGAGUAGUGCCGGUGCUGUUGCUAGUGACCAAACGGCCAACAAUAACGUCGGCCUCUUAUCGUCAGUGACAUCGUCGUCGUCGUCGUCGUCGGCGCCGGAGAACAAUUGCACGUCGACUAGUACGUUAACUAGCUCGGCGUCCGUCUCCUCGUCGUCUUCGGCCAACAGUGCGUCCAGCAAUUCGUCGGCUUCUCACAUGCUCAACCCGUUCAUGGACGGCACUCACAUGGGCCUGAAAUUGGCCCAGUCGGGUUCGCACACGCACACGACCAUGUCGACGGGCGAUCAGAACCAGCACUUUAGCCAAUCGGCGUACCCGGUUUCGCACCAUCCGCACGCCCCGCACGGCCCGCCGCCGCCGCCGCACGUCGGCUCCUACGCGGCGCGCGAUUUCCUGCUGCGACGGGACGCCAUGUCGUCGUUGGACGCCCAUUCGGGCCAGCAUCAUCACUCGCACAUGUUCCCCGGGUCGAGCGCGGCGGCCGCGCUGGCGGCCGAACACGCGGCGGCGGCCGCCGCCGCGGCCGGCAACGUUUCGCAUCACGCCGGCCACGUCCUCUUCCCCGGCUUAGUACCUGCAGACCACCACCACCACCACCACAUGCACCACCACCAGCAGGCGGCCAUGAACCACCAGCAAAUGCGUCUGCCGAUGGAAAUGUAUUCGCGCGAGCAGUUCCACAGCGUCUCGGGAAUGACGGCGGCCGCGGCGGCGGCCAACCAGUUCCACACGGCCAUCGCCAACCCGAUGGCCUCCAUGACGCCCAUGGCUCACCACCACGCGGCGCAUCACGCUCACCAGGCGGCCCAGGCGGCCGCCCAGGCCGCGGCGCACGCUCACGCCGGAUCGGGAGCCUUCUUCCGCUACAUGCGUCCCCCCAUCAAACAAGAGCUGUCCUGCAUGUGGAUCGACGCCGAUCAGCCGAGUCCGAAGAAGACGUGCAACAAGUUGUUCAAUUCCAUGCACGAGAUCGUCACGCACAUCACAGUGGAACACGUCGGUGGCCCCGAAUGCACCAAUCACGCCUGUUUCUGGCAGGGCUGCUGCCGAAACGGCCGACCUUUCAAAGCCAAGUAUAAACUAGUGAAUCAUAUUCGUGUGCACACGGGCGAAAAGCCGUUCCCGUGCCCUUUCCCCGGUUGCGGCAAAGUGUUCGCCAGGAGUGAAAACCUCAAAAUUCAUAAGCGGACCCACACAGGUGAGAAGCCGUUCAAGUGCGAAUUCGAUGGAUGCGAUCGCCGGUUCGCCAACAGCUCCGACCGCAAGAAACACUCGCACGUGCACACGUCGGACAAGCCGUACAAUUGCAAGGUGCGCGGCUGCGACAAGUCGUACACGCACCCGUCGUCGCUGCGCAAACACAUGAAGGUGCACGGCAAGAGCACGCCGCCCAACGGCUCCAGUUACGAUUCGGACAAUCCGGACAACGACAGCGACAGCGACUCGUCGCCAUCGAGUUCGCCGUCGCCAACGCCUACGCCUCCGUCUAGCGGCUCGUCUCACGUCAUCCAGGGACACACCAAUCUCGGCCACGCGGCGCUCAACAACAGCCUGUUGGGUUCGCUGCCGAUCAACCAUCCGACCAACCUGUCCGAGUGGUACAUCUGCCAAAGUGCGGCCGGCAUGCCCACUCCACCGUCCACCGAACACUCGCCCAUCGGACCAGUGACCCACUUACAUCAUCCAGCCCCAUCGACAGUGGCUUAUUGACGCUCAACCACCUGAACUAAAGUCAGCCGCUCAACUAAACAGCACUAUAUCCAUUUUGUCUUUGAUCCCGCCCCCCUUUUUUAAAUAUUAUUAUUUCGAAAUCACCUUCCCUAUUCUAAAAAUUUUCAACGAGCUAAGAAACAAAAACGCUUUGGCGCAUUUCGUGUGUGUGUGUGGGCUUCAUUCUUGAUGACCAAACACCCGUCACAACACAACGAUUCUUAUUUUUGAAAAAUUAGACGGGAGUAAAAAGAAAAUGGAAAGUUUUGAGCCCCCACCCCCCAUAUCCAGUUUGCCCAUCGAUGAUAUUUGCAUAUAUAGGCUUGUGUGCCUGUAUAUAUAUACAUCCGUUGCAAUUAUUUCUUUUGGGGGCUUUGUGCUGCCUCCUCUUCAUAUCCGACAUUUGUUUUCAAAAUAACAGCGACUAUUAUAUAGCACACAAAAGGAAAAGAAUUCGUCUUUUCUUAUAUAACUCCUCGAUACGUGAAUUUUUGUUUCAAUUCGACUUCGGUCCUGCAAUUAUGUUCAGAUGUCGAUUGAUACACCUGUACAGCAGUGCUCAUUGUUUUGCAAAAAAAGAAGAAGAA